Molecule: messenger RNA, 3798 nt
Organism: Poecilia reticulata (guppy)
Lineage: Eukaryota; Metazoa; Chordata; Actinopteri; Cyprinodontiformes; Poeciliidae
Gene: ugp2b
Product: UDP-glucose pyrophosphorylase 2b
Biological process (GO): UDP-alpha-D-glucose metabolic process
Molecular function (GO): UTP:glucose-1-phosphate uridylyltransferase activity
Source: RefSeq, a predicted model, not a curated record
GCUCUCUCUCGGGUUUGUGCUGAAGACUGUCGUUCAACUGGAGAGACGUUUUUUUUCAUGCUAUCAUCCAGUUACCUAACCGCUUUGCCAAAAAUAUUAAUCGGAAAAGCGAACGUUUUCUUCCGCGUGAUUAGUUGGCCCCUCUGGACCGCAUUCCUGGAUGACAUCCUAUCCCUCCACCAAUCUUUCCCAGUUUCCUUAUUCCCUCUAUAUUAAGGAUGCUUUCAACACACACUAUCUAUCCCAUCGGUUAAUGAUUGACAGCGUCGGUGUAGACGUGGUUCCUGGGCUGAACGGAGCAAUAAAAACACUCGCAGGGGGCGAGGCAGCCGGUGGGGGAAUAAAACGUGAACAGAGGUGUGAGUUUGGACUCACAGCCAGCAUUGGUGACGUGCUUUUUAGUGGUAACUUGGAAUGCCACCAGUAACAGAUCCUGCUUUGCUCUGGUUCAAGCGUACUUUUCCGUGUCCGGUUUGACUUCUUGACUGUCAAUAAGAUAAGUGGGACUCCUGACUGGGUGCCAAGAUCCUGGGAAUAGUGGGAUGAUUUAAAAAAGCUCCUACGACUGGAUGAAUGAAGGACUGAGCGAACGGGCGGCGUUAAGAUCACCGCAUGGAAACUUUCGGGUUCAUUUUACGGGAUGCUGUGUUCAAUGACCUUUCGCUUGUCACAGUGAAUCUCAUGGAGUGAAAACAAAAAACACAAAAAAACUUGAAAAUAAUCUGUUUUUAAUUGAAACUUGUCGACUGGAUUCAUAGUACUUUGGCAUCUUAAACAUGGCACUUUAUGUAGAAGGUCUGAGUGAAAGAGUGCCCCACAAAGGCAUGGCUCAGUUUCAGGAAAUGAUGCGGCAGCAGCUGGAGAGCUCCAUGGACGCAGAGCUGGAGAAGCUGGUGGACACGGUCACGGGGGCCGACAGAGACGUCUGCAUGAAGGAUUUUAAGGGCUUCAAGAACCUCUUCCACAGAUUCCUGCAGGUGAAGGGCCCGUCUGUGGAAUGGAUCAAGAUAAAACGGCCUCCAGAAGACUCGAUCCAGCCGUACGAUAAGAUCGCAGCCCGGGGUCUGCCAGACGGCGUGGCCACCAGCCUCAACAAACUGGUGGUGGUGAAGCUGAACGGAGGUCUGGGUACCAGCAUGGGGUGCAAAGGCCCCAAGAGCCUGAUCAGCGUCCGCAACGAGAACACCUUCCUGGACCUGACCGUGCAACAAAUUGAGCACCUGAACAAGACGUACAACACUGAUGUUCCACUGGUCCUCAUGAACUCCUUCAACACAGACGAAGAUACGAAGAAAAUUCUGCAGAAGUACACACACCACCGGGUCAAGAUCCACACCUUCAAUCAGAGCAGGUACCCCCGCAUACACAAAGAGUCUCUCCUCCCCGUGGCUGCAAACCUGAGCAUGACGGGCCAAAACGCCGACGGCUGGUAUCCUCCCGGUCACGGCGACAUCUACGCCAGCUUCUACAACUCCGGCCUGCUGGACAAGCUCAUCGCGCAGGGAAAGGAGUACAUCUUUGUGUCCAACAUCGACAACCUGGGAGCCACCGUUGACCUGCACAUCUUGCACCACCUGGUCAGCCAGCCCAACGGCAAGCGCUGCGAGUUUGUCAUGGAGGUUACGGAUAAGACGCGCGCUGACGUCAAGGGAGGCACCCUGAUCCAGUAUGAAGGAAAGCUCCGCCUCCUCGAGAUCGCCCAGGUGCCCAAAGCUCAUGUGGACGAAUUCAAGUCGGUUUCAAAGUUCAAGAUCUUCAACACCAACAACCUGUGGAUCUCUCUGCCUGCCAUCAAGAGGCUGCAGGAGCAAAACGCCAUGGACCUGGAGAUCAUUGUCAACCCGAAGACGCUCGAUGGAGGGCUGAACGUCGUCCAGCUGGAGACGGCGGUUGGCGCGGCGAUCAAAUGCUUCGACAACGCGAUGGGGAUAAACGUCCCCCGCAGCCGCUUCCUCCCUGUCAAAACCACGUCGGACCUGCUGCUGGUCAUGUCCAACCUGUACAGCCUGGAGGCCGGCUCCCUCACCAUGAGCCCCAAGAGAGAGUUCCCCACCACGCCGCACGUCAAGCUGGGCAGCUCCUUCACCAAGGUUCAGGAGUACCUGACCCGCUUUGAGAGCAUCCCCGACAUGCUGGAGCUGGACCACCUGACCGUCUCUGGAGACGUCACGUUUGGGAAAAACGUGUCGCUGAAGGGCACCGUCAUCAUCAUUGCCAACCACGGCGAUCGGAUCGAUAUUCCGGCCGGCUCCAUGCUGGAGAACAAAAUAGUGUCUGGCAACCUCCGAAUCCUGGACCACUGAGGCCUUUUCCCAGCGUAUCGCCGCCCCCUUCACUGUGCAGCCCUGAUCAUGUGACCUGUCCUCGACCCACUUGUCCUGUUUAGCCACUAAGAAACACAGAGGAUUUCUCUUCUCCGGAGGUUGAAACUGGGCUCUGCUGCCCUCUGCUGGCUGAUUAGUAUAUAACCAUUAGGAAGUGUUAAUUAAAUAGUCCUAACUGCGACCUUAAUAAGCCUGAUAUAUAGAUUAACAAUAACACCUAACUAAAGCAACUUAAAAAAAUGGAUUACAUUUUUUAAUCUGUAGCUACUAGAUUCAAUGAUAGCACUAAAAAUAUGAAAUAUUAAGUGAUAUUGGCUGUUAGCAGUGGCGAUGCAGAACUAAUGCAGAAGUCGGGACAGCUUAAAUAUGGAGACGUUUUAAAAAUUAAUCACAAGAAAUGCAACGCAUCCGCGGCUCGAUGAAACUCGUUUUUCGGGAUUCAAGAACACGCACUUGAAUGCAACAUGCCAAAACUUUCAUAAUUUUAUGUAAUCUUGUUGAAACUGUAACACUCACGUGCUGAAAAAUAACUUAAACCCAGAUUGAGAUUAGUAAAAAAAAUUUAAAAUAAGUACAUUUUCACUGUUUACAAAAAAUUCCACCGUUUUGAAAUCAGAUCAAUAUUUAUGGACCAGAGGCUUUGAAGGAAUUCAGGAAUGUUUGCCUCACCCGUUGCAGAAACGUUAAAAAGUUUCACACACAGUGUCAAACGAAGCUAAAAGAACGUGUAAAGCUGAGUUGAAGAGCAAGUCGUGAUUCUUCACUCUAUUUACCUGAAAACAGAUUCAUUUCACACAUGCAAGUUCUCAUUCAGCUUCAUUGAAAUAUAAAAUCUAUAAUCAGAGCAGCUUUCAAUCUAACAAAGGUAAAAUUUUGAGAGUGUGGAGCCACUAAAUGACCCUGAGGUGAUAAAGUUGUGCUGGCCGAUAAGUUGAUUGUCUCUAAAAACCAUGAAAACUGUGAGAGACCUUUCUGUACUUCCAUUGCAGACGUUCAGUUUCCAACAGAACUGUCUCGAAUCGAAGCUUGUGCCAUGUUUUCAUGUUCUUACAGCAGAAAACCUGACAGGACCAACAUUCAGGCAUGUUGUAGCUUAUGUGUUUGUAGAAACAUGUGUCAGUUUCAAUGGAAAGCCAUUACUUUACCCCUAUGAGAUUAAACAAAAGGCAUUCUUUGUGUUUGAUUGUAGCAUGUCGUGUCGUCUGAAGCCUCUUCGUCCAUCCAACUCACCCAGUGCCGUUUCUGUAUGUGCAGUAUUUCCUGUUGCUUUGGUUUACACACAAAAUAGUUUUUUAUUCAUUGUCAAACCAUGUACACCAAGUCCUUUUUUCUUUUUUCUUUUGCAUGGUAAUACUUGAGAUGGGUUUGGCUGGUGCAUACAAGGAGCAAUAAGUGUUGAUCUGUGACAGCAACAACGUUCCCAGCCCAGUUCUGCCUCCUCAGAGCUGAAUAAAGUGCAAUAUGAAGUACCGAA